AUGACCCUUUUCCCUGACUCUAAGCCCACCCGCGCGGCAAAGGCCGAGACCAAGAGCCGCCGCAAGCGCAAGCGCGAAUCACACCCCAUCGACGAGAAGCUCGAGCGGCCGAGCAAGCGGACCGGUGCCACUGUCAUCCUUACCACGGCUACCUUGACAUGUGACAACCUCUCCAGCAAGGGCAAGGGCAGGGUGCUCCCUUUCGACCAGCUGCUUCAGCUCCUGUGCCCGCUGACCUCGCAUACCCACGGCUCCCUGUGGUACCAUCCGUUCAAGCUCGAGAUGUUGUUGGGACUCGGUGUGCUGUCGACGAUGGACGUGAACAAUCCCUAUGCCACCAUUUCCGAGCGCGGCAAGCUCACGGUCAAGGAAGAGAACGAGAUGAACGCCGUGAUGCUCUCGGUGAACAGGUUGACCAUCCGCCUCCGGACCUACUUGGCGAAGGUGACUGGAACGCUGAACCGCCUUGGCGAGUGGACCGCCUACUUUACCACCGAUCACACGGCUCUGCUCGUUCGGUACGCCUUGCCCAAGGCCGAUCCUGGGGACGAGAUCAACGUCACCAAGUUUGUCCGUGGCCUCUGGCGGCUGAGCGUCCGCCGCCGCCGCCGCUGCCUGAACUACAAGAUUAAGGCGUUGAUGAAGCAGAACAAGGAGGUCAAGCACAACCUGGCCAGCCUUCGCAUGCGCCUGGACAUCCCUCUCUUUCCCCUUGUCCAGAUUUGCGGCGGAAUCCAGGCUGUCUGCGAUGCUGCGCUUGCCGAUGCCGCGGUCCCAGCUCAGACGCCGCCGGACGCCUGA
Molecule: messenger RNA, 801 nt
Organism: Thecamonas trahens ATCC 50062
Lineage: Eukaryota; Apusomonadida; Apusomonadidae
Exons: 2
Coding region: 1-801 (266 amino acids)
Source: RefSeq, a predicted model, not a curated record